AUGCUUCUAUAUUAUCUGGCGGCGAUAUUCAAAGGCUUACAUCCACGAGUCGACGACGAUUUUGUGGACAAGCUCAAUUAUCACUACACUUCUGCUAUUAUAUUCGCUUUUGCUAUAAUUGUUUCUGCCAAGCAGUACGUAGGAUAUCCAAUACAAUGUUGGGUCCCAGCACAAUUCACCGAUGCUUGGGAGCAAUAUACGGAAAACUACUGCUGGGUCGAAAAUACCUAUUACUUGCCUCUAACAAGCGCAUUUCCUCUAGAAUACGGUGACAGGAGGGCACGCCAAAUUAGUUACUAUCAAUGGGUUCCCUUCGUGUUAGCUCUUGAGGCACUAUGCUUCUAUAUACCAUGUAUAAUGUGGCGAGGACUACUACAUUGGCAUUCGGGGAUCAAUGUACAAUCAUUGACUCAAAUGGCGUGUGAUGCUCGAAUGAUGGAUGCAGAUGCUCGAGCAGCGACAGUUCAAACGAUUGCUGGUCAUAUGGAAGAUGCGCUGGAAAUUCAACGAGAAGUUACUGAUGUUUCGGGAAUGUGUGUUCAGAAACGAUGGGCUAAUUAUGUCACUUUAUUAUACGUGUUCAUCAAAAUGUUAUACCUUGGAAACGUGGUGCUGCAGGUUUUCAUGUUAAACAGCUUCUUGGGCACGGACAAUCUUUUCUACGGCUUUCAUAUUCUCAAAGAUUUGCUGAAUGGCAGAGAAUGGGAAGUCAGUGGGAAUUUUCCGCGUGUCACAAUGUGCGAUUUCGAGGUACGAGUACUAGGAAACGUUCAUCAUCACACUGUUCAAUGCGUUCUUAUGAUUAACAUGUUCAACGAAAAGAUCUUCCUUUUCCUAUGGUUCUGGUACUUUAUGGUUGCAUUUGUAUCAGCCGUUUCAAUGCUUCACUGGAUUGUAAUCUCAUUCAUUCCUGGACAGCACAUGAAAUUCAUUCGAAAAUAUCUAAGGGCCACUGACCUCGCAACCGACAGGCAGUCUGUGAAAAAAUUCGUCCACAAAUUUCUGGGAUAUGACGGGGUGUUCUGCAUGCGAAUGAUUUCAGCUCAUGCUGGAGAUAUAUUAGCCACCGAAUUAAUAGUGGCUUUAUGGCAUAACUUCAACGAUCGGGUUCGAAAGAGUCCGAUCGAAAUGUUUGAAGGAGGUGUCACUCAAUCACCAAGCAAAUUAGACGCGAAUUUCAAAACAUGGCUUCUUGGCCAAACGAGGGCAAAGCCGCCCUUCGACGGUUCAAAUCCAACGCGCGGAAAGAAACGCCGAAAAUCCGACGGUUACUUCACAUUCGUCUAG
Caenorhabditis bovis is the source of this 1287-nucleotide messenger RNA. NCBI's taxonomy places the organism in Eukaryota, Metazoa, Nematoda, Chromadorea, Rhabditida, Rhabditidae. The record is from the annotation of a GenBank genome assembly.